Messenger RNA from Melampsora larici-populina 98AG31, 870 nucleotides. RefSeq lists its product as uncharacterized. The transcript is spliced from 3 exons. The record is from RefSeq and is a predicted model, not a curated record. Lineage: Eukaryota; Fungi; Basidiomycota; Pucciniomycetes; Pucciniales; Melampsoraceae. The coding region runs from base 1 to 870 and encodes 289 amino acids.
AUGAACAUUAACACUAAAUUCACGAACGAAAUCAUACUCCUCGAACGCACUUACAAUCAUUAUGUGCAUUUCUUGUAUGGUCGUAAGUACAGGAGAGAAGUGAAAGAAGAUGGGAAAAAUCUGAAGGACGAUGAAAGAAAGAAUACUCUAGCACGUAGACGAAGGCUUAUGAAGGCUCGUGCCUUACACGCAUCCCAACACAACUUCCCAUCUAGAUACCAGAAGAUUCUCAAGGCUACCAAAGCCCAUAGUGACGAUGAAUGGUCGCCAAAGUUACAAGCUUAUGUAGUAAAAACUCCUGUCUAUCGGUCUGCUAAAGCUGGCAUCUUCAUGCGAAGACUGGAUCAUCAUAUGAAAAUAUCAGCUGAAAUCAACGCCGUUCAAAAAGCCAAGCCCCGUCUUUUGGUAGCUCAAAGACUCAUGAUCGCCGAUUGCGACAACGUCGCGCUGUUGCCCAACCCCGAAAUGUCCCUCUUAGGUAAAACCCAUCCUGACGAGCGAAAAAACGAUAGAAAAUUCACUGAAAAGUAUUGGUCGGAAGCAACUAAGCUGUACGACUUGGACCAUUUCAAGCACCCCGAAGAGGACGAGGAUUCAGAAUCGGGAGAUUCAACUGAAAAGGGUAGCAGUGUUGAUUUGGGAGAUACUGAUGGUGAAGAUGACGAGGAUGAAGACUUUGAAGAAGAAGAACUUGAGGAAGAUAUUGAAAUUGAGGACGACUUGGAAGAUGAGGCUGACGAGGAAGAUCAAGGCAAGGGAAAAGGAAAGGCGAAGGGAAAGGGGGCUUUAUUUGUGGAUGAUGAAGAAAUGGAGGAUGAUUGUGAGGACGAUGCUCGGGCGGCGAGAUUUGAUGCUUGGAAUAAAGUUUGA